Messenger RNA from Rosa rugosa (rugosa rose), 474 nucleotides. RefSeq lists its product as uncharacterized. NCBI's taxonomy places the organism in Eukaryota, Viridiplantae, Streptophyta, Magnoliopsida, Rosales, Rosaceae. The coding region runs from base 4 to 474 and encodes 156 amino acids. The transcript is spliced from 3 exons. The record is from RefSeq and is a predicted model, not a curated record.
GCCAUGUUCAGCAAAAGGAAUGAUGACGACGACGAAGGUCGCAAUCCCAGAAGCAGAAGAGCUGGGAAAGAACAUGAAACCAAUGAGGAUCCCAAAGAAAACAUCCUCAAGAGAUUCCUGCUAAGUCCAAGAGGCUUAGCCACAACUGAUCAAUCCCAGGGUAAAGGAUUGACUAGCCCGUCUCAAACGGCAGACGGUAAAGGCUCAUCAAGACCGUUGACGGCUGUUGCUUUGCCAAAAAGCAAACCUACUCCAACUGGAGAAAGAAGCAGUGGUCUAAUGUUUCCAGCCCUAUUUGCAUUAGCUGAAGAACUAUACGAGAAUGCUAGACCACAAUUCGAAGAGCUACAGCAGAGUGCUGUCAAGAAAGAAAAAAUUAACUUCCUUGAAAGUCCAGAAAGUGCUAGGGUCCCUAUCAUGGCACUCACUGAAGCAGACUGUUUCAAGCUAAGAUUGACUAUUCAUGAAGCCUAG